AUGUUUCUUUCUCGGCUAGUUCUGAGUGCAGUGACGGCAAUCUCAGUGGACUACAGGUGCGUUACAUCAUCUGCAGUGGUGUCGUGGGCAGCCGUGUUGGGUGCCACCGCUUACAGGGCCGUUGCCGUAAGCCACAACGGUACGGUUCUAUCCUGCACCUCCAGCCGUCCACAGUGCCAACUCAGUAAUCUGUUGUGUGAUGAGAAUUAUGAGGUGCAUGUCACUGCCAUGUCAAACAACUGCCAGAGCACUGAAGGCAAUUCCACAUACUUCCAAACAGGUCCCUGUCCACCGACAGAUCUGAUGCUGUACAGGGAGUGCAGCAGUAACGUCAUUGUCUUCUCAUGGUCUCCCAACAACUUCUCAGCCUAUUACUUUGCUCAGGCUGUGGACUCCACAGGAAAGGUUAUGGAAUGCAUGACCACAGAGAGUUCCUGCUUCUUCACCGACACCGUCUGCGGACGCCAUUACAACUUCACGAUCUACGGGUCUUCUGCGUCAGUCAGCGAGCAGUGUAACAGUGCACUCAGUCCAGUGAUGAACAUAAGCACUGCACCCUGCCAGCCAACAUACAUGGAUACAUCAACGAACUGUCAGACGGAUGUUCUUACCAGCAAUUGGGAUGCUUCAAAUGGAGCGCUGCAGUACAGGGUGGACGCCUUUGGUAACCGUGGAAACUACAGCCACUAUGUGUGUAACUCAGUAACACAGAGCUGUAAUAUCUCGGGCAUACAGUGUGGGGAGAGUCUUACCAUGCUGAUCACUGCUAUGGAUGAUGAAUGCAGCAGUUCUCUGGCUAUCGGACAGGUGGCACAGACUAGUGAGUGA
Paramisgurnus dabryanus is the source of this 828-nucleotide messenger RNA. Lineage: Eukaryota; Metazoa; Chordata; Actinopteri; Cypriniformes; Cobitidae. The record is from RefSeq and is a predicted model, not a curated record.